This is a messenger RNA of Trichosporon asahii var. asahii CBS 2479, 909 nucleotides long. RefSeq lists its product as uncharacterized. The record is from RefSeq and is a predicted model, not a curated record. The transcript has 3 exons. NCBI's taxonomy places the organism in Eukaryota, Fungi, Basidiomycota, Tremellomycetes, Trichosporonales, Trichosporonaceae. Bases 1 to 909 code for a protein of 302 amino acids.
AUGCGCUUCCUCGACCAGCUCAAAGCCAAGCUGGAACCGGCCACUACGGAAUCGACAGGCGGCGUCGACGCCAAGCCCCAGCCGUCUGGCGCCCCGGCACAGGCUGCUGCCGUCCCCGUCGAUCACCAGAGCGCUUCAGCUGAGCCAGCAGAGCCGCAUAUCGACGACCACAAGCCGAACCCGAAGGUCGCUGUUGCCGUGGCUGGAGCCGCUAGGCGGCACUAUGAGCUGCGUAGUACCGAUCACGAGCUGACCCCAGCUCGCCGUUACGACAGGUCUGACGCUCCUGAUCCUGUCGGUCUGCGUGGUCUCCCUUCACGACCGGCCAUGAGUGCGCGGCCGGUCCGCUCGUCAGAAGCGUUCAGGCCAAAGCCCGCCUCUGCCGCCUCAGUCUCGACCUCUGCUCCCGCCUCGUCCUCGGCCGCUGCGCUCGACUCGCAGGUCCUCGCCGAUCUCGAAGCGCAGGACCGCGCCGACGACCUUGUCCACGCUAGCUCGACCGUGCCGCUCGAGAACUCUGACCUGAUCCGCUGGCGCGAGUUCAACAACGCCGAGGAGGACCACCUCUACGGCCCCGCCGCCGUGGACGAGGAGGGCGCGCCGCUCGAGCCUGUCUCUCCGUGGCUCGGCUUCCAGGCGCUCGGCAUCGCGACCGCGCUCGUUGGCGCGUGUACUGCGCUCGGCGUGUGGGGUGCCGCCAAGUAUCUCGGCGUCGGCAGCGUGCAGGAGUUUGCGGACGCGAUGAAGGGCAAGCUCGAGGAGGGGUUGCCGGAACUCAUCGAGAAUGUGCGCAAGGACGAGGGACCGAGCGAUGCGGGACCCAACGUGCUGGGACGGAAUGGGGACGUUGACGAUUCCAGGCUGAAGCAGUGGAUCGAGUGGGUUGAGGGGGACAAGAAGAAGGUCUAG